AUGGCUCAGCCGAUGGACCACACUCCGAAAGUCAACGCCUUCCGCAGCUUCUGCAUGCAGGUGGUGGACCAGCUGUGCAUCGAGUUCGAGCGUGAGGUGUCGCAGAUGACACAGGACAUCACCAUGUAUCGUGGGGAGCUGGCUCGGUGCGCUGACCUGCUGGCUUUUCAGCUGGGAAAGGAGAAGGACUACCACACCAUGCUGGACAACAUCGCGAACAACACAAACGUCCUUGUCGGAAAGGCCCAGGAGGUGGGGCAGAAGCACAGUGGCCACGAGCCCAUGAAGCAGCAGAUGCACCAGAUGCUUGAGCAGAUGUUCGAAGGCGGCCGCGGAGCCCUGGCUGACAGCUUCGGAAGCCUGGAUGAGCACCGCAUGCUCGCCGAGAAGCACCUCAUGAGCGCGGCCGAGCUGCAGAGUGGGUCGCAGGCGAUCCAGAAGGAGCUCGACAACAUUAUGCAGACUUUGCAGGUGCCUCCAGUGUCUUACCGCGAUGCGCCCGUCAUGAUGGGACCCUCUUCGCUGCAAGGAAUGCAGGGUGGACGACCACCUCAAGGACCUGGCAAACCCUUCACGAGCUUCAAUCCGAAUGCAGGGCCGCCGAUGCCCGGUGCCAACUUGCCGAACAUGCCCAUGUCGAUGUCGAACCCUGGAUCACCCUACCGCUCUCCAGGAGGCGGCCGUGGCUUCAACCCUGGCCCCGGAGGCCCAGUUGGCCCACGAUCGCCCACGGGGCAAAUGGCCUAA
This is a messenger RNA of Symbiodinium natans, 747 nucleotides long. The record is from the annotation of a GenBank genome assembly. Lineage: Eukaryota; Dinophyceae; Suessiales; Symbiodiniaceae.